AUGUCCUUAUCCCCUAAAGAGUCCUCCCACUCCAAAACGGAAGUAGAGGAGAAUUCUGAUAUCUCAUCGUUUGACCCAGAUGCCUUCUUGAAGAAGCAAAUUGAAGAAGAGAGUGAACAUUCCAUAAAUUAUCGUAAUUGUUCAUGGCAAAAGACUGCUGGGCUCUUAUUCAGUGAGUACAUUUGUCUUGCUAUUAUGUCGUUUCCUUGGUCAUAUUCUGUUUUGGGAUUGGGAUUGGGAUUGAUUGUUACCGUCAUUGUUUCGUUGUUGUGUUUAUAUACUGGGUUGAUCAUAAGUGAUUAUUGUGCUGCCUAUCCCCAUUUAACCAAUGUUUGUGAUAUUGGACAACAUUUGAUUUUUGGAAAGAGAUGGGUUUGGUAUGCCACUGCAAUUGCAUUUUUGCUCAAUAAUACCUUAAUCCAAGCAUUGCAUGUAUUGGUGGGUGCUAAGUACUGGAAUACUAUUAGUGACAACACUACCAUCUGUUCAAUUGUGUUUGGUGUUGUCACCGCAAUCAUCUGUUUCUUGCUUUCUUUACCAAGAACAUUCAGUCAUUUAUCAGGAGUUGGUUAUUUUUCAGCCAUUACUAUGUUUAUUGCCGUCAUCUUGGCAAUGAUCUUUGCUGGUGUGCAGAGUCAUCCAAAUGGAUACGAUCCUUCAACUCCAGUGGUAUGGCAUGCAUGGCCACAGAAGGGUGAGAAGUAUGUCAACAUCAUGUCAGCUGUUUUGAAUAUUGUCUAUACAUUUGUUGGACAAAUUACCUACCCUUCAUUUAUUUCUCAGAUGAAACAGCCAAGAGAUUUCCGUAAAGCCUUGGUUGUGGUUACAAUUUGUGAAUUGGUCACUUUCGCCUUGGCUGGUUCCAUUAUUUACGUUUACGUUGGAAACGCUUACAUGAUUGCACCUGCAUUUGGUUCGUUAGUUGGUAAUUUCAAAAAAAUUUCAUUCAGUUUUGCAUUGCCAACAGUUUUGUUCCUUGGUUCAUUGUACAGUAAUGUGUCUUCCCAAUUUUUGUUCCAAGAGAUCUUUAACAAGGGCAGUGUACACAGAAAUGAAAACACCUUGUUGGGAUGGGGUGUUUGGACUGCUCUUAAUGGUGGCUUGUGGAUCAUUGCCUUUGUCAUCGCUGAAGUUAUUCCAUUUUUCAGUGAUUUAUUGAGUUUGAUGUCAUCGUUAUUUGAUUGCUUUUUUGGAUUCAUCUUUUGGGCAUUGGCUUAUUUCAAGUUGAGAAAAUUGUAUUAUUACAAACAAGAAGGUGCACGUAUCAGUAUGGUUGAAUUGUUUACUAGAUCCAACUUGGUACAAAAAGUGGAAUAUGUGUUGAAUGUAAUAAUAUUCGCUUUGGGAUUUUACAUUUUAGGUCCCGGUUUAUAUGCUACUAUUCAAAGCAUCAUAUGGUCUUACGAAGCAAGUUUAUACGGUUCACCAUUUUCGUGCGUAAGUAAUGGUUUAUAA
This is a messenger RNA of Lodderomyces orthopsilosis Co 90-125, 1455 nucleotides long. RefSeq lists its product as uncharacterized. Lineage: Eukaryota; Fungi; Ascomycota; Pichiomycetes; Serinales; Debaryomycetaceae. The transcript has a single exon. Gene Ontology annotation, biological process: amino acid transmembrane transport. Gene Ontology annotation, molecular function: amino acid transmembrane transporter activity. Gene Ontology annotation, cellular component: vacuolar membrane. The record is from RefSeq and is a predicted model, not a curated record. The coding region runs from base 1 to 1455 and encodes 484 amino acids.